AGUAAAUAAUAAUAAUUCUUAAAAUUAAAAUUAACUGUUGGUCGGUAAUUCCCACUAUCCAUUGAAUUAGACCGUCUUUCCAGUUAAUAUUAAACUUUGUCAUUGGUCAAUUAUUGUCAUGGGUUUUUCGAUUAUUCGACAUUUUGACGCUGUCUUGCAGCUGAUAACAGUUUCGCGGUCAAUCGUUAUUUCAUUUUCAUCGUCGAUGAAUCAUCGACUCAAUUUGCCUACUGUAGCUGUCUUAUUAGUUAUUGAAGUAAAAAGCACUAAGUUUGAAAUUAUAGAAGCUAUGUCUGACGUCGAGGAUACUCCACAGGGCCCUUCCACUCCAAAAAAAAAGAGGGCAAUGAGAAAUGAACUCAGUAACGAUGAGAAACCCAAGCAUAGAAAGCAAAAAUACCGUUGUGAGUGGGAGAGUGAUAAGUUGUUCAAAGGUUGGCUUAAACCUGAGAAAAAUAAUUCAUUCAAAGCCAAAUGCAUCAAAUGUCAAGUAAGUUUUAUAUCAGAAUUAAGUUCUAUAAAGAAACAUGCUACAAGUAAAGGUCACGAAAACGCGGUAAAAGCCACAAAAGGUUCUCAAAAUAUUGUUUCUACAUUUAUAUCAAAUGCGCAGGAUCCAAUUGCUGAUAAAGUAAAAACUGCAGAAAUAAAACUAUGUGGUUUAUUAGCUGAGCAUAAUUGUGCUUUUUUACUUGUCGACCACUUAAUUCCAUUAUUAAAGGAAAUAUUUCCAGACUCGGCCAUAUGUCAAAAAAUGAAACUAAAACGUACAAAAGCGACUAAUAUUAUAAAAAAUGUAAUAGCCCCUGCAGAAAAACAAAUAUUAUGUGAUAAAUUAAAUAUUUCUAAAUUUUCAAUAAUGGUAGAUGAGUCUACGGAUAUAGCUUGCCAAUCAACUAUGUGUGUUGUAGUACGAUUUUAUGAUCAUGAAAGUAAAAUAGUUGUCUCACGUUUCUGGGAAUUAUUACAAGUAUUUGAUAUAAAGAAUUUGGAUACUGUAGACUAAGGUGCGACUGCUGAAAAUCUUUUUAACAUUUGCAUUGAAUCGUUCAAAAAAUAUAAUAUAAAUCUAGAUAACCUGGUUGGUUUUGGAUCGGAUGGCUGUUCUACCAUGAUGGGUAGUCAAAACUCUAUGUCAAGUAGAAUGCAGUCAUAUUUUCCUGGAAUUUUUAUUAUAAAGUGCAUCUGUCAUUCAAUUCAUCUAUGCUGCAGCGAAGCAUGUAAGAGCCUACCUAGAAGGUGUGAAGACUUGGCCCGUAAUAUUUACAACUUUUUUAGCCAUAGCUCUAAGCGCCAAAGUCAGUUUGUGCAAUUUCAACAAUUUUUAAACUUAAAUGUUCACAAAAUACUGCAUCCGUCCCAAACAAGAUGGCUAUCACUUUCAUCUGUUGUGCAAAGAAUUGUUGAACAGUGGGAUGCAUUAAAAUUAUAUUUCACUGAUAAAUGGCUCUCUGAAAAAUUAAUUUCUGCAGAAAAUAUUUAUUUACAAU
Myzus persicae (green peach aphid) is the source of this 1490-nucleotide messenger RNA. RefSeq lists its product as uncharacterized. The transcript has 2 exons. Lineage: Eukaryota; Metazoa; Arthropoda; Insecta; Hemiptera; Aphididae. The record is from RefSeq and is a predicted model, not a curated record. The coding region runs from base 119 to 1006 and encodes 295 amino acids.